AUGGAGCGCACACACACCGUUCUCUGCUUUGUUCUUAUCGCCAUGACGACAGGUGCUGAUUCUGAAGUUGUGGCGAUGUCAGCGUGUGGCCAAGCCGCCCUCAGCCCCCGGAUCGUAGGGGGACAGGAGGCCUCCCCCGGGUCCUGGCCUUGGAUGGUGGCGAUGUAUGUGAACUUUGAAUUCCGGUGUGGAGGGGCCCUGAUCAAUGACCAGUGGGUUCUGACCGCCGCACACUGCAUAUUUCCAUACUUCUACCCCCCAUCAGUGCCAGAAGCCUUCAGAGAGAACUUCACAAUCCAGGUCUUCUUGGGUCGACACAACUUCUCCGACCCGAACCCGAACCAGAAGCAGCGGGAGGUGGCGCAGAUGAUCCUCCACCCCCAAUACAACAACGAUGACGUGAGCCACGACAUGGCACUGCUGAAGCUGCACCAGCCGGUCUCCUUCAGUCAGUACAUCCAGCCCGUGUGUAUUGCGGCCGGUGGAAGUGUCCUUCACACCGGAGACAUGGCCUGGGUCGCCGGCUGGGGCGUCACUGAGGAGGGCGGAUCCUUUCCCUCCGCUCUGCAAGAGGUCAGCGUUCCCAUCGUGGGAGAUAACCAGUGCCAAUGCUACAUCCCGACGCUCCUCCCCGAGUCGGACACUCUGUGUGCGGGACUCAGCGAGGGCGGGAAGGACUCCUGCCAGGGCGACUCCGGAGGCCCCCUGGUGGUGAAGGAGGGCGGGGCCUGGGUGGCGGUGGGCGUGGUCAGCUUGGGCGAAGGCUGUGCGAGGGCUAAGGCACCAGGAGUCUACGCCCAGGUGUCUCUGUACCAGGACUGGAUCCAGAACCAGACGUCUCUGGAGGACGACUACUUUGUGACUGUGAAGGCCACGGGACAAGACCCCGACAUGGGAUUCAGCUACACAGACCAUGCAACAUGUCCUUCUGCCGACUGCUCCUGGGGUGUGCUCUGGCUCUCUCUGCGCCACAUGGUUCUCAAGCUCAAGGUAAGCUCCUCCCACUUAUUCUCCCUCACCACCUCAGCGGGUCUACCCCGAGCUCCUCCUCUCUAA
Messenger RNA from Knipowitschia caucasica, 1056 nucleotides. Lineage: Eukaryota; Metazoa; Chordata; Actinopteri; Gobiiformes; Gobiidae. The record is from the annotation of a GenBank genome assembly.